Molecule: messenger RNA, 6021 nt
Organism: Paramisgurnus dabryanus
Lineage: Eukaryota; Metazoa; Chordata; Actinopteri; Cypriniformes; Cobitidae
Product: complement factor B-like
Biological process (GO): response to bacterium; proteolysis; complement activation
Cellular component (GO): extracellular exosome; extracellular region
Molecular function (GO): serine-type endopeptidase activity
Source: RefSeq, a predicted model, not a curated record
UAAAUAUGUCGGUGAACGUCCUCUGUUGUUUCGUUUACUGUGGGGACAAAAAGAGCAUCAUGGAGUAUGAAGCACUUCAUCUAUUCAUACUUGCAAAUUUAUGUGCUCUUAUAACCGGUGCUCCGACUUUGUGUUCAACUAAAAAUCUGGACAUUAGUAUGGGCAGAUUUUCUCUCUCAAAUGGUUUUUCUGAAGGUAGCGUUCUGAGAUAUACUUGUCCAGAAGGUUAUUACCCAUCUGUUAAGAGCCGGCAGUGUAAAAAUGGAAGAUGGGACCCAAAACUAACUAGGAAACCACAGUGCAAGAUGGUCACAUGCCCCGAUCCUCGUGGUUUUGAAAACGGUGAUGUCUAUCCUCAUCAGCAGAGGUAUUUCGUGAACAGCACAACGACCUACUCGUGUUAUUCUGGCUACACAUUCAGUGGCUCAGUGUCCCGAAUCUGCCAACCUAAUGGGAAGUGGAGUGGUGGCACACCAAUCUGUGGAAGAAACUCGGAUCACUGUCCUGAUCCUGGUUUUCCCCCUGGCACUACAAGGUCAGGCAAUAUGUUUAAUAUUGAUGACAAAGUCACAUACAAUUGUCACCGUGAGCUGACCUUGAUUGGUUCCCGUGAGCGAGUCUGUCAGAAAGGUGGCCUGUGGACGGGGUCAGAACCAGAAUGUUACGCUGAUUUCACAUAUGACACCCCAGAGGAAGCAUCCGAGGGUUUCAGAUCUUCUCUAAAGGCAAUGCUACAGGUUUCUCAACAGUAUAAAGAAAUAGGUGGAAAGCUUGAUAUCUACAUUGCCUUUGAUGUAUCUGAUAUCAUAGAUGAAAAUGAGUUUAAAAAGGCGAAAGGUGUCAUUAGUAAACUCAUAGAAAAGAUCAGUUACUAUGAGGUCUCCCCAAAUUAUGAGAUCCUGAUUUUUGCCACAGAUGUUACCAGGAUUGUCUCUAUGCAAAAAUUUAAGAUUGGUCAAAAACAUAACCUCUUACAAUUUCUUAAUAAACUAGGAGAUUAUAAAUAUAGCAGUAAAAGGACGGGAAAAGGGACUAAUAUCUCCAAAGCUUACUUUAACAUUUAUAAGAGUAUGCUAAUUGAGAAGGAAAUUGAUAAAAAGAGCUUUCUUCAGACUCAACAUAUUGUCAUCUUGUUUUCUGAUGGUCAAGCCAACAUGGGUGGAGAUCCCAAACCUAAGGUGGACCAAAUAAAAGAUCUUGUGAUACAAAAGGAUCCUUCACGUGAGGAAAAACUUGACCUUUAUGUGUUUGGAAUGGGUGAUGAUGUAAAUGCUGAGGAUAUAAAUCAUUUAAAGACUGACAGAGGAAAUGAAAAGUUUUUUUUCAAACUUCGAGAUCUGCAUGAUUUAAAGAAGACGUUUGACACCAUGACUGAUGAGGGUACCAGUGUACAACUGUGUGGACUUUACAAAGAUUACAGUGAUGGCUCAGAUUCCCAUAAGCGUCGUCAAUACCCCUGGUUGGCAAAGAUUUUUGUGAUUCGUAGUGAUGGAACAAUUUCAAAGUGCAUGGGGUCUUUAGUCACAUCGACCUUCAUCUUGACAGCGGCUCACUGCUUCAAGUCUGAUGAUACACCUGAUAGGAUAACUGUUGACAUGGAAUCAAAGUCUAAAGGAAUAAACGUUAAAGAGUACAUACCUCAUCCUCGCUAUAAUCUCACAGCAAAGCGUCACAAGGGUAUACCAGAAUAUUAUGAAUUUGACAUAGCCCUUCUUCAACUGGAAGAGCCUUUAAUCAUGAGUCCUGAUAUUCAACCAAUCUGCAUCCCCUGCACCAGGGAAACCAGUGGAGCUCUAAAACUUUCAGACAGAGAGGGAACGUGCAAAAAACAUGAGGAGAUGCUAUUGAGUGCAGAAACCGUGAAUGCUGCUUUCAUGUCAAAUAUCGGAGUCAAGAUUGAACAGAAGGACAUCACAAUCAAACAGGGAAAUUGGUGGGAUGCUUGUAUUGAAGAUGCAAAAAAAGCAAAAGGAAUUAUUGCGACAAAUGCAAAGGAUAUUGUUUCACGCAAUUUUUUGUGCAGCGGUGGUAUUAAACCAACCACAGAUUAUGUUGCCUGUAAAGGUGAUUCUGGAGGUGCCACAUUUGUUCCUGGUGCUCGAAUAGUACAGGUCGGAAUUGUAAGCUGGGGAGUGAAGAAUAUGUGUGCACGCAGCCCUAAACCUAAAUCUGAGAAAGAUUCCAGAGAUUACCAUACAAAUCUGUUUAGUCCAGAAAUACGUUCAUUCCUCAAAAAAUAUCUGGGAAAUGAAAGAAUAGGAACCCCUCUUACAUUCUUGUGAACAUUUAUUUAACAAUAGUUUAUUUGCAUACUCAGCAACAUUGUGCAUGUGCAGUGGUGUUUAAAAAUAGCACUAAUAAAAGUGAAAAAGUGCAGAAAUGUUAUAAAUAGAUUUUUAUUUCCUUUAUUUCAGAUAUAUUGAAAACAUGAUAUUUAAUGCCAAAUCAAAGAAUUAACAAAAUGUAUCAAGUCUGUCUUCUACUUUUAAAGGGAAACAAAGAAAAUGAAUAGUAAGCUGUUAAAAAAUAACAGUGUAAACAUUUUUCCCUUUAGAUACUUAUAAAGAAAAUAAAUUUCUUAAAGGGGCCAGGGCACAAGACUUUUUAAAGAUGUCAAAUAAAUCUUUGGUGUCCCCAGAGGACAUAUGUGAAGUUUUAGCUCAAAAUACCCCAGUUUAUUAUAGCAUGUUAAAAUUGACACUUUGUAGGUGUGUGCAAAAAUGUGCCGUUCUGGGUGUGUCCUUUAAAAUGCAAAUGAGCUGAUGAAAUUCAAACACUGAUCACAAUGACGGUGGUUUGUUGCAAUUAAAACUCAAUUGUGCUUCUCUGCACUAAAUGGCAGUGCUGUGGUUGGACAGUGCAAAUUAAGGGGCUAUAUUAUUAUAAUAAGAGCUCCUUAUGACAUCAUAAAGAGAGCCAAAUUUCAAAAUUCUAUUUUGCGUUUGAUGGUUUUCCUAUUAUUAUUAUUCAUCUUCUUCCCCAGUGGGAGUCUAUGGCAGCCCUAUGAACCGUACAUAGGAAAAUUAUGAAAUUUGGCACACUUGUAGUGGUGGUCCUAAAUAGUCAUGUGACCAGCUAUGGGGUCUCUAGCAUUAACUCUAUAGCGCCACCAGCACUUCAAAAAUUCAAUAUUCAAAUGGUUGUAACUCUAGAAUAAUUUGAUCAACAAAAACUUUACCUAGUACAUCUGAUUGCUCUCCUCACGCUCAUUACAAUGAACACCUUACAUUAAGACUCCACCCAUUACAGUAGCGGCCAUUUUGAAAAGUACAGUAUUUUGUUUUUUUCGCUACUACUUUGCAUUGUUACGCAUUUUGGCACAGAUAAUCUUUGGACCAAGCCGCAGAAAAUUGACCAAACAGAAUUUUGAUUUUUAUCUUUGUUCAAAAGAUAUAAAUGCAUACAUUUAUCAAUGUCGACCCAAAAUUUGUUCUGAGUCAUUAUCUUGGUCAUUCUUUGAUCAAUUGAAAUGAAACGUGGUACCCUUCAUGAGGACCAUGAACUGGGGUACCAUGCCAAAUUUAAGGACAGCGCCACCUACGGGUCAUGAGAUAUGAAAAAUGGCUAUUUUUGCCCAUAACUAUUAAAAUGUUUGAUGGAAAAUUGUGAUCGUGGUUUCUAUGGAUUCUUUGGCUCAUGACAAAUCUGUCAAUAUAAAUUAUGCCGGAAAUUACUAAACAGACAGGCGGUCCACCAUUUUGAAUUUUGUCAUAAAUUGUGAUAACUAUUAAUCUAUAUGAUGUAUCGGCACAAAAAUUGGUAGGGAGCUUCGGUAUGAUGUCCUGAAGGUACCUGGGAAAUCUGAAAACAGCACCACCUAGGGUUUAUAAACUAUAUAAAACAGCCUAUAACUUCUGAAAACUUUGUCUGAUAUUCAUUUUCUUUGUGAAUUUUUAUUCACUGGUAUAUGUCGAUUGCAACGAUAUCUCAUUUGUCAGUUUCCAACAUUCUGUUCAUGUCUUUUUUCAAAGCAUAUAUGAAGUAGUUUUUUCGCUACUACUGUUGCAAAUUUUGUCUAUUUUAUGCCAGGCUCAUCCGCACAGAAAUGACCAAACACAUUUUUGAUAUUCUUUGCCAUUCCCGAGAAAUACCUGGCCAAAAUUUACUGUCCUUGUGACAUUGUCUCUUUGUCAUAUUAAAUUAUUAUGACUGUAUUAUAACAUGUUGUGCACUACUAUACAAAAAGUUUUUCUUGACUUAAACUGUAACUCUUCUCACUUAAACUGUCUGAUUCUCAUAUAAAUUGUAAUUUUGUUAUUUCUGCUCUGCAAUGUCUUGUCUGCGCCUACCUUGAUUGGGCCAUUUGAAUGCGUGCAGCUCCGAAAACCUCAGCAAACUACACCAACUGUGUAGCGCAGUCUAAUAAAUCACAUGCAUGAAAACUCAGAGGUUGAGGGUUCGAAUCCUGUCUGAUGCAUGUGUUGUGCUUUUCUAUUAAGAUUUUGUUUUGAGUUAAUUCUCACCUAUUAUUCUCAACCAGUCUGUUUUCUAUGUUCUGCAUGGCUUGCAAUAAUUUGGUGGCCAAGCAUCACCACCAGUUCAAAAAUGCAGUAGCGGCCAUUUUGAAAAGUAUAGUAUUCAGUUUUUUUGCUACUACUUUUGCAGUGUUUGUUGAAUUGUUACACAAUUUGGCUCAGAUUAUCUUUGGACUGAGCCGCAUAGAAAUGACCAAACAGAAUUUUGAUAUUUAUCUUUGUUCAAAAGUAAUAAAUUUUUCAAUCAGGAAUAACUUUUAAACUGUUUAAUCAUCUAAAUUUCUACUGAGUACAUCUUAAGAAGGAAUGUAUGCCUUCCCAGUAGCUCAACCAAAUGCGUGAUGGGCAUGAAAUCCAGAGGUUGUGGGUUCAGCAGCAAUAAAAAUGGUUGACAAUUUUGUGUCAUGUAGAGUCAAAUGUUCGAACAGGUCUCCAAACUUGAACAUACACAUUGUCACUUCAGCUACCUAGCUUCAGCAGCUGUGUGUAAGUAUGUAUCUCCUGUAGCUCAACCAAAUGAGUGACAGGCAUCAGACCUGGAGAUCGUGGGUUCAAAUCCUGGGUAUGGCAGCAAUUGAAAUCUCUUACUUUAGAGUCAAAAGCUUCAAUUCAUUAUUUGUAUUUUAAUUUAUUAUUUUUUUCUGUGUUUGUGCUCUUUUGGUUUAAGUCUCAUGUGUAACAAGUAUAAUGCUUUGGCGGUUCAAUUGUUUUCUAGGUCAGCAUUGGACUAAUCGGUCCUUCUUUCAGCAUGCAAAUACAUAUUAUACUUCAAAAUUUUCAUUUAUUCAAUAUGUGCAUUUUCAUCUCUGACUCCUGUAAGUUUCCAUACAUAUCUGCUACAUUGCAUUCUUCAAUUGCAUGUCCUUUCGGCUUCAUGGUGUGUUGCAGGACCAUUGUUGCUUGGCCCCGUUUCGCUGCUUGCAGCUAUAUUUUUUCAUGUGCUUGUAGAGAAUGGUUUACCAAAACUAAGUUACUGGGUUGAUCUUUUUCACAUUUUCAAGGUUGAUAGAAGCACUGGGGACCCAAUCAUAGCACUUAAACAUGGAAAAGUCAGAUUUUCAUGCCAUGGCCCCUUUAAGAUUUAACUUCACUUUAAACUAUUGAAUUAGUAAUAUUUAGUUGCAUAUCCCACAGCAGCACAUCUGUGUCAAAUCGAGUCAACCAACUUCUGGCAGCUAGAAACAUGUAUUUCAGUUCAGGAUCCACAGUUCCUGUCAUUUUUUAGGUUUUGCAUCAGAAACUGCAUUUUAAUGUCACCCCACAAGUUUUCAAUGGGGUAGAGAUCAGAAGAUUGAGCGGGCCACUCCAUAACCUCAAUCCUUUUGUCUGGAUCCAAGAUUUUGCCCUCUUGCUUGUGUGUUUGGAGGUGUUGUCUUGUUAAAACACCCAUUUUAGGGGCAUUUCCUAUUCUGUAAAGGGCAACAUAAUCGUUUUAACUACUACAUCUGUAAGUAAAUAAUAUCCAAUGCAGAAAUAUUACUGCUAAUAAUAACAGAGGUUUAUCAUUUUGUGUGUCUUUGUGCUUUGUGAGAAUUAUGCAAUUAAA